ACACAUUACUUAUAAACCAAAGUAAAAGAAGAGGAAUGGCUAACUUUGGAACAGAAAGAGUUUACCAAGAAUUUGAGCCUGCCACUAGAUGGACCUCUGAACCAGACGCCGAGAUCCUUGUCGCUGAUCUUCCAGGAUUCAAGAAAGAACAAGUUAAGGUGGCUGUGACCUCAACAAGAAAGCUAAGACUAACAGGAGAACGUCCAACAGGUGGAAACAAAUGGAUUCGUUUCCACCAGGAGAUUCCCGUUCCUUUGACCGUUGACAUUGACUCGGUUUCAGCUAUGUUCAAAGAUUACAAACUCUACAUCAGACAUCCCAGAAUCAAGACAGAAACCCCUCAAACUAAGCCACCAGCACCGGUUAAACCACCGGUGGUCACGAAAACCCAUGAUCAACAUGAGGCAAAACAAAGCCAGGGCUCUAAAGCAACAACGGUCCAGAAGCCAAAACGCGAUCAGGUGAAACAUGAUGCAGAGCAAAAAGCAGGGGAAGUAAAGAGUGGCAAAGAGGGAUUAACUGGUGAGCCUAAAGGAGCUUUGAGUUCCAAGGAUCAUGAGGAGAAGGACAAAGUUGGAGCCAAAUGGUUUGAGAAGUACAAAGAGGCAACUGGAAACGUGGUAAAGGAAGCUAAGAGCAAACGGCAGCUACUUUGCAAUUUGACUGCUUCCAUUGUAUUGGUUCUACUAAUACUACUGUAUGCUAGAAAUGCAGUACGUUCAUCUCUGGUGUGGAACUCCGAGGAAUGAGUUAUAUUUGCGUCUCAUGAUGUAUAAGAUUGCUUAUGCACAGAAAACAAAUAAAUAUUUGAUAAUUACCCUAUAUAUGUAUGUACACAAAUUUGUGAUAAGA
Messenger RNA from Brassica oleracea var. oleracea, 852 nucleotides. RefSeq names its product inactive protein RESTRICTED TEV MOVEMENT 2-like. The record is from RefSeq and is a predicted model, not a curated record. Lineage: Eukaryota; Viridiplantae; Streptophyta; Magnoliopsida; Brassicales; Brassicaceae. Bases 36 to 749 code for a protein of 237 amino acids. The transcript is spliced from 2 exons.